Molecule: messenger RNA, 2605 nt
Organism: Gopherus flavomarginatus (Mexican gopher tortoise)
Lineage: Eukaryota; Metazoa; Chordata; Testudines; Testudinidae
Product: hemicentin-2-like
Exons: 9
Coding region: 308-2116 (602 amino acids)
Source: RefSeq, a predicted model, not a curated record
UCAGUUCACAAAUGGUGGGAAUUUGGCAAAGAUCUGCAGGAGCCCUGAGCAUGUCUAUCACGUGGAGCCCAGUCCCGUGUGUCUGUCUCCAGCCGCCUGUCGUCUCUCCUCGUGCUGAGACUGUACGUGUCUCAGGGUAGGGACGUCUCGUGCAUCCCCUGGCACGACAAGGCCCUGAUCCCGGCUGGGGAUCCUGGGGCGCCACUGCGAGGCAAAGAACAAAUAAUGAAAGUAGCAGGAAGCCGGGUGUGCGGAAGCGAAAGUAACCGGGGCUGAGGCCGGGGCCGGGGCCGCACCGCACCGCACGAUGCCCCUCGCCGUGGCGCCCGGCCUCCUCCUGCUGCUGCUGGCGAGCGGGACACGGGGAGCCCUGGUGGUCUCUGUCCCCACCUCUCCGGUGCGGGCCCAGCCGGGCUCCGACCUGCUCCUGGGCUGUCACUUCUCUGUGGGGGGGGCUGUGGACAUGGACGCCCUGGUGGUGCAGUGGAAGCUGGGGGGCCGCCCGGUGGCCGAGUUCGGUGAGGUCCAGUCGUACUUCAGGACUGGGGCCAGCCUGUCCCUGGAGGGGCUGCGGGUCGGCAACGCCUCCCUGCUCCUCCCGCGGGUGGGGGGCACCGACGCUGGGCUCUACACCUGCUCCAUCAUCCACUCCCCGAGCCGGGAGAGUCGGCAGGUGGAGCUGCGUGUGGAAGCCCCGCCCCGUGUCUCAGUGAGCGGCACUGUGGUGAGGGCCGGUGAGCACAGCACCGUGACCUGCAGCGUGAACAGCUUCUACCCCGAGAGCGUGAACGUCACAUGGCUGCGGGACAAGCAGGUCGUGGGGGGCCCCGAGACACCCCUCGCCCAGCCGGGCCCUGAUGGCCUGUACAGUGCGACCAGCCUCCUCCAGCUUGUGCCCAGCAUCUCCCACGCCGACGCCAACUACUCCUGCCGUGUGCAGCACAUCACCCUGGGGGCGCCGAUCCAGGAGCCCUUCCGGCUCAGCGUGUUGUCCCAGCCACGACUGACCCUGCUGCAGCCCUUGGUGACGCUGGAGGGGCAGGUCACUCUGCAGUGCCUGGUGAGCGGCUACCACCCCCCCGACAUCACGGUGCAAUGGCUGCGGGAUGGGGACCCCCUGGUCACCAUGGAGUCGUCCCCCACAAAGGAAACAGACGGGUCCUUCGCCUUCCGCAGCAGCUACAUCCUCAACCACCCAGAGAGCAACGCCCAGGCCAACUUUGCCUGCCGCGUGCAGCACUCGGCGCUGAGCACCCCGCUGGAGAGCACAGCCACCUGGACAGUGCCCACGUGCACCAAGACGUGUUUACGGGUCAUUGGACUGAUCCUGCUGGUCUUGCUGCUGCUGCUUGCCACGUGGAUCGUGUACCAGUGCUGCAACAUCAGCAUUUCCCAGAUCCAUGUCCGGGAGUGUUUUCCGGAGGGCAGUGUCACCAUGCUGCUCUGCGAGGCAGAGGGGAGGCUCCGCGACACUGACAGCCUGACCUGGAGGAGCCUGCGCCUGGGGAAGGAGCUGGGCUCUGGGCAGCCCGGGGAGCUGAGCGCACUGAUGCCGAAGCCGGAGCAGCACCAUGUGGUGACGUGGCGGCACCGCCUUGGGCUGGGCAGGCAGCGGCUCACGUCAGUCCUCACCAUCCAGUCCCCACGUGACAAAGAAUCUUUCAGCUGCACGUUCCGGCUGGGUGCAAGGGACAUGCAGCAGACACAGAUCACAAUCCCCGGCGUGGCGGCGGUGCCACAAGCUCCAGUUCUGGGUGAGAUCUCCCGGCUACAGGUCCUGGCCCCCGGGGAGCCGGUUACACUGAGCUGCCAAAUAUCCAGGUUCUACCCCAAGGAGCUGAGCGUGACCUGGCACCGACGGGGAAGGGGAGAGCCGGCGUUCAGGAGCUUAGACAACCUGCACACACACAAGAUUGACACCCCAGACCCCAUAGACAGGAAAUCCUACAGUGUGACAUCCCAGCUCCGCUUCACCCCCAUGGUGCCCGAGGACGAGGGGGCAGAGUACCGCUGUUACGUGGAACAUGAAACCCUAAAGACGGCUGAAGAAAAAUCCACUGGGCCGCUGGAGCUGCGAGGUUGCCCCCUUCUCGAUGGAGACAUGGCCAUUUUUUGACUCUCCUGCACUCACGCCACGGGCAGUGCUGGGGAGAGAGAGCCAGCUGCAAACCACUCUGAGAGGAGAGAACAAACUGACCCCUAAUGAUGCUGUGUGAUCGACAUGUGUCCGUGUAUAGCAUUGGUGUUGCCACUGUGCUACAACUGCAAGAGAACUUGCACUAAGCAUGUCACGUCUGGCACCACUGAGAAAGUUGUGAAUUGCUGAGUGUGGAUAUCUUGCUUAUAUAUGUACGCCUCCCAUUCACUGGCCCAGAAUGAGGUUGUUUGAGAUCGGGGAAGCCUGUUUGUGACCUUUUACACAACUUUAGGGGACUGGGCCUGAGCCUUCUGUGUGUGCUCUGCAUUGUGUGUCAGUGUGUUCAUCUCAGACCAGGCCACCAGAGAGCGCGACCACACUGUCCCGUUAAGGCGCUUUAAGCUGCUAAGUGUUGACUCAGGCUAUGGCUACACAAGAGACUUCAAAGCGCUGCCCCGAGCACUCCUU